Dendrobium catenatum is the source of this 2130-nucleotide messenger RNA. Its product is annotated as nitrate regulatory gene2 protein. The record is from RefSeq and is a predicted model, not a curated record. The coding region runs from base 1 to 1866 and encodes 621 amino acids. The transcript has 4 exons. Lineage: Eukaryota; Viridiplantae; Streptophyta; Magnoliopsida; Asparagales; Orchidaceae.
AUGGGUAGCUGCCAUUCGAGUCUUCAGAGCAAGGAAGCAGUUUCUCGUUGCAAAGCGCGGCGGCGCUACAUGCGUGAGCUUUCAGAGGGACGACAAGCUUUCGCCGCUGCUCACUCUCUUUACCUCCAUUUCCUCCGUUCAACCGGUGCCGCACUUCUCCAGUUCGCCAAUGCCGAAGCCCAUCUCCAUGUCCUAUCUCCCUUGCCGCAGCCGCCACCUCUUCCCCCUCCUCGCCACGCUUCUCCUCCGCCGCCGCCGCCUCCUCCUCCUCCCUUGAGCCCCAUCUCCGACAGCUGGACUUCAACGGUCACUGCUUCUCCUAUUCUUCCCCCGCCCCCUCCUCCCCCUCCCUCUUCCUCCGCCUGGGACUUCUGGGACCCUUUUGCCCCCCCCUCCUCCCAUUCAGUCACUGAAGAAGAGUGGGAGGAGGCAGGUGCCACUAUCUCGGAAGUCAACGCCGCUCCGGCGACCACUCCGCCGCCUUGCGUUAUCAGUGGAUUCUCGAAGGAUGCAGCCGUCGAGCUUGCGGUCGUGACUGUUCCAAGGGGGAAGAAGAAUUUCUCAGAGAUAGUUGAGGAGCUGGAUGAGUACUUUGUUAAAGCCUCCGAGACCGGGAGGAAAGUUUCCGUUGUUUUGGAAGCCUCUAGUUGUGGCUCUGCUGCUUCCAACCAUGGAAUUUCCGGAAAAAUGUCUAGUUAUUGCAAAAGCUUUAACCCGUUGAUUCUUUCCUGGAGCUCUAGCCCAAGGGCGGCAGCUUUAUCUAGUUUUAGGGAUUCCCGGGAGGAGAUGAGUAGAGUAAGCCAUUCUUGUACGAUCGAGAAGCUGUAUGCUUGGGAGAAAAAGUUUUAUCUUGAGGUCAAGAAUUGUGAAAGAACUAGGCAAGAGAAAGAAAAGAGACAGAGUUUGUUGAGAAGACAAGAGGCUAAUGGCGGGGAUUUCUUCAAGGUUCAGAAAAAUAAGAGGGAGAUUGAGAGGCUCGAGUCCAAGUUGAUGGUUUAUUGUCAAGCUAUUGAGACCACCUCCACGGAGAUUGUUAGGCUUAGAGAGGCCGAGCUCUUUCCUCAGCUCCUCGAUCUUGUUAACGGCUUGAUGUGCAUGUGGAGAGGCAUGUAUGAAUGCCAUCAGGUUCAAACUCACAUUGUGCAGCAACUCCAGUAUCUAAACAAUCCAUCAAGCACCAUUGCCACAUCUGAACUCCACCGACAAGCCACCCUACAACUAGAAGCCGAAAUCGGAAACUGGUAUUCCGCCUUCUGCAACCUCAUAAAGUCGCAGAGAGACUAUAUUCAUGCAAUCACAGGCUGGCUUCGCCUCUCCCUUUUCCAGUGCCAGCAUGACCCACUUGAUAGAAAUCACCAAAACUCUGAAAUUUAUGGUCUUUGUGAGGAGUGGCAGCUCGCCCUCGACAGAGUUCCUGACAAGGUUGCUUCUGAGGGGAUUAAAAGCUUCUUAACUGUUAUUCAUGCUAUUGUCAUACAGCAAGCUGCGGAGCACAAGCUGAAAAAGCGAUCAGAUUCUGCAUUUAAAGAGCUGGAGAAGAGAUCCAAAGAACUCAGAUCAUUGGAGAGAAAGUAUGGCCCUUACUCAUCCGAAGGCUAUGGGGACAAUGCAAGCAGAUCACCAGUAAUGGAGAAGAAAGCAAAGGUGGAUGCUUUGAAAACAAAGGCAGAAGAAGAGAAGACCAAGUAUGAGAAGAGUUCUGGAAUCACUAGAGCAAUGACACUGAACAAUCUUCAGACAGGAUUCCCCAAUGUCUUCCAGGCAAUGACAGGGUUCUCGAGCGUGUGCGCGCAAGCAUUCAGUGCUGUUUAUAACCAUCAAAGGACCUCAAAUAUUUCCCUCAAUUUCACUAAGAUGCUAACUUGAGAGGAAACAGAAGGAACAUGUGUAUUUCAUGUGUAAGCAGUACAUAUUUUAGUGUAGGCUGGGGAGUGGGCUUUGUCGUGGCAUGUAAAGUCACAAGUUUUUAUGUAUUUAAGCAGGGUUUUAAGCGAAAUUUUAAGUUGAGUUGUAGUUUUUGAUUGUUUGUUUUGUUGGAAAGACCUUAGGAGAUUGGCCUUGAUGCUUUUUAUGUUGUAUUGUUGUAAGCUUCAGAACUGCAGAAAUUUCACAAGUUCUUAGUUGUGCAAA